AGCUGAUAAAUUAGUAACAAACUUCAGUAGGCAUAAAAGAAGAAACAUGAAUUCUUCGUUGAAAUUAGUUUCAGUUAUUUUUAUAAUUAUUAAUUUAAUUAGCGAUCAUAUUAAUGCAGAACACGAGGAAGAUCAAUCAACCGAUCUUUAUGUCAUCGAAGGGAAAGUAUUCCCAUGGGAAAACACUGCUUCAAGUGGUUGGCAGCUAAUGACUCAUGUUAUGGCUAACGGUGGUGAACAUUAUGGAUUUUUAAGGGAAGAUGGAACAUUUGUCAUUUCUAACGUGCCAUCAGGUUCAUAUAUAGUAGAAGUUGUCAAUUCUAAUUAUUUCUAUGAGCCUGUCAGAGUAGAAAUUAAUUCUAAAGGAAAAUUCAGGGCACGAAAAGUUAAUUUAAUUCAAACUUCGCAAAUCAUUCAAGUACCAUAUCCAUUAAAAAUGAGACCACUUUCUCCGUUCCGUUAUUUCCAAGUUAGGGAGCAAUGGAGAGUAACAGAUUUCUUAUUUAAUCCAAUGGUCCUGAUGAUGAUCUUACCAUUGAUCCUAGUUAUGAUUAUACCAAAAAUUAUAAAUGAUCCAGAAACUAGAAAGGAUAUGGAACAAUUAAAUAAUCUAACAAUUUAUAACAUGCCUGAAAUGUCAGAAGUAAUAACGUCAUUUUUAUCUGGCGGAGAAAAACAAAAAACAAAGGCAGUGAAAGCAGCUAAAAAAAGACAAUAAUGAAAUAAGAAAAUUAGUAAUAUAUUUAUACCUUUUUAGUCUUCAAAUUUUUAAUGUUUCAUAAAAUUGAUUUUUGAAAGGAAAAGAAAAUAACACACCUACACACACAUUUGUAAUCAAAAUCAGCAAUGAAUAUGAUUACAGAGAAAAUUGUGCAUUGUUGAUAUAUUAAAAAUUCCACCGAAAAUGUAUAUUUAAUUGCAGGGUUAAAUAUUUCUACAUUAUUUUUUUGUGAUAUGUUUUUCAUAAUUAUUUUGUUUAUUUAUAAUAUUCUAUAGAUAAUAAUUAUAUUCUAAUAUUUUCUUAAUUGUAUAUACAUUCUGUCAUGAUAAAAGUAUGAUUCAUAGUGACACGAAUAUCAAAUCUGGAAAGAAAUUGAUAACAAAAAAGUUCAGCUGCCUUUCUUGGAAUUUUACUAACGAUACCGACAAAAACCAUUGACUAGGGAUGACACAUUAAUGUUAUCGGAUGUGAAUAAAAAUAAAUCUUUACUAUACUUAAAUAAAACUUAAUAUAUACAAGAUCGUCUACCAUAAAAUGACGUGACAUAUGAGACGAUUAAUAUUAAGAUAUUCCAGAUGUUACUAUACCACACGUUUAUUAAUAAAUAAUUGAACGAAAAAA
Messenger RNA from Polistes canadensis, 1342 nucleotides. It is a transcript of the gene EMC7, whose product is annotated as ER membrane protein complex subunit 7. Gene Ontology annotation, cellular component: EMC complex. The coding region runs from base 47 to 718 and encodes 223 amino acids. The transcript has 4 exons. NCBI's taxonomy places the organism in Eukaryota, Metazoa, Arthropoda, Insecta, Hymenoptera, Vespidae. The record is from RefSeq and is a predicted model, not a curated record. Gene Ontology annotation, molecular function: carbohydrate binding.